Molecule: messenger RNA, 2091 nt
Organism: Hirsutella rhossiliensis
Lineage: Eukaryota; Fungi; Ascomycota; Sordariomycetes; Hypocreales; Ophiocordycipitaceae
Product: transcriptional regulator Medusa
Exons: 5
Coding region: 1-2091 (696 amino acids)
Cellular component (GO): nucleus
Source: RefSeq, a predicted model, not a curated record
AUGUCUGCUGUCAAGUUCCAGUCCCCAUCUUACAAACUCUUCGAGCCAGUAUAUCAAACACAAAAGCCGAUAAUCGUUGGCGUCGACAACAGGCUCGAAUCCCCCGAUACUCUCACGCUAAAGUACGAAGAAGCCGCUCGGGCAGCCAACGGAGGAGAUCCACGCGGGGACUCUCCUCCCACGGUCCUCGACAUGGCCACCUACGGCAAGGCGCAGCUGCCUUCAAUGCAUGGCUACGAUUCAACACGAUACCAGGAUGCAGGCUACGGCGAGUAUCCGGCGCCAUCGUUCUCCGCGCAACAAUCAGACAAGUUCGCUCAGCUCAACCAGCAAUCUUUCGCCUCGAAUAAUGCCGUUGCUCAGUACAUGCCCACGGGGCCGACGGUGCUCUCCUGCCACCCAACGUCAGGCACGUUUGGCACCAAGGUCUACCUCAAGUUCUCGUCCCAGUACGAUCUGUUUUCCAUGUCAUCACCAAUGCCCUACGUCUUCCUGUCUUUCGGCUCCGAAAAGUGCGCGAUCCAGGACGUGACCCGGGAGGCUCAGGAUAGCUCUGGCUUUGUGUACUCGUGCAGCGCCGACGCGCCGCAACUCAUGGUCACGGGCUGCAGCAGCAACACGGCGCCUCUGUCACUGGUGAUUGAAGGCCCGUCCGUGGAAGAGAUCUCGCGGACGGUGGCCGGGUCUUUUCAGUAUCUCGAAGGGUCGGGGGACGAAAUCACGCGGACAACCAAGAUGCCCAAGCAUGACACCUCGGCACCUGGACCGCAGGUUGAUCAGCCGAGCGUCUCGCCCAAAGCAGUCGACGGCCACCUCUCGUCGGACGCGGCUACAAAUAGCUACGACUACCCGUCUCAACAAUCUCAAUAUGCACCCGAUUUUCAGCAGGGCAACGGAGACAUGAUUUCGACCUACCGCAGCACGAGUUUUACCGAUCCGCACUACCAUCACCGCCGGCCGGCACCAGGAUGGAGCGGGUUCGGGGCCACGCUGGGAUCAGGUCGGCCUAGCUUGACGCCACUACCGAUGCCCUCCUCGACAAGCAGCGGGACUCCCCAGCUCAUCCGCACCAGCACGAUCGCCAACGGCGCCGGGAGCAACGGGCCGUACCAUCCCAUCUCACUCUACUCGAGCAAGGCCGUCCUCAAAAUCAACGGCAAGCUAGACACAAUGGCCGAGAACUGGACACAGGAGGAGUGGGACAACCGCCGUCGCAUCGUCAUGUUCCGCAAGUCUCAGACGGGCUCAAGCCUGACCGCCUCUUUCCGCGCCGUUCCCGUGAAUGACCGCCCUCCCAAUAGCAUCUGCAUCUCAUGCAUCUGGUGGGCCGAGAAGCAAGAGUGCUUCGUCACGUCGGUCGACACAAUCCAUCUUCUUGAGCAGCUUGUGGCGGCGCCGAACCGUUUCAGCGUUGAGGAGAAGAACCGCAUCCGCCGUAACCUCGAAGGCUUCCAUCCGAUGACGGUGUCCAAGGCUAAGGCUGACAGCGAAGAAUUUUUCAAAAUCAUCAUGGGGUUUCCCAAUCCCAAGCCCCGCAACAUCGAGAAAGACGUCAAGGUAUUCCCCUGGAAAAUUCUCGAACCCGCGCUCAAAAAGAUCAUCGGCAAGUACAGCGCCAGCCCGAGCAGCACCUUGCCUCCGGCCAACAUGAUGACGACGAGCCAGUACUCGGUGCAUUCGAGCCAGCACGAAUCCAUCCCGUCUCCUCGGUCGUUGUCGGGCUCGCAAGCGUCCUGGACUCCCUACACGACUGGCCCGACGUACUCGGCGGCUGCCACCCGCACCCUCAGCCCCAACAUUCGUCACACGAGUCCGCAACAGCAACCACAGGCGCCCCCCAUGCGAAUCAACACGACGCCGCUCCCGGCCGUGACUACGUACGACACGCGUACAGUCUCCACGGGCGGCUACGGCAGCUCGGGGCUGCACACACCCAUCAGCCAUCAUCCGUCCACGGCGACACCGCCUCGCUGGGAUACGGCUUCUGCGAGCUAUCCCGACAGCUACCCGAGCCUGGCGUCUCAUCACCCCUCGACGAGUCAAUCUGUUUAUGGUGCGACGACGUAUGGAGACGGCGCACCGCGCGCAUGA